GGGGCCGCGGGGGAGCGUUCGCACCGGCCAGCCGCUUCCGCGGCGCCGGAGCCGGACGGCUGCCCGGUGUGCGUGUGGCGGCAGCACAGCCGCGAGCUGCGCCUGGAGAGCAUCAAGUCGCAGAUCCUGAGCAAACUGCGGCUCAAGGAAGCGCCGAACAUCAGCCGCGAGGUGGUGAAGCAGCUGCUGCCCAAGGCGCCGCCGCUGCAGCAGAUCCUGGACCUGCAUGACUUCCAAGGCGACGCACUGCAGCCCGAGGACUUCCUGGAAGAGGACGAGUAUCACGCCACCACUGAGACGGUCAUUAGCAUGGCCCAGGAGACGGACCCUGCAGUGCAGACAGAUGGCAGCCCUCUCUGUUGCCAUUUCCACUUCAGCCCCAAGGUGAUGUUCACAAAGGUACUGAAGGCCCAGCUGUGGGUCUACCUUCGGCCUGUGCCCCGCCCAGCUACAGUCUACCUGCAGAUCUUGCGACUGAAACCCCUAACUGGGGAAGGGACCACAGGGGGAGGGGGUGGAGGCCGGCGUCACAUCCGUAUCCGUUCACUCAAGAUUGAGCUACACUCACGUUCCGGCCACUGGCAGAGCAUCGACUUCAAGCAAGUCCUACACAGCUGGUUCCGCCAGCCACAGAGCAACUGGGGCAUCGAGAUCAACGCCUUUGAUCCCAGUGGCACAGAUCUGGCUGUCACCUCCCUUGGGCCAGGAGCUGAGGGUCUGCAUCCUUUCAUGGAGCUUCGAGUCCUAGAGAACACAAAACGGUCCCGGCGGAACCUAGGCCUAGACUGCGAUGAGCACUCGAGUGAGUCCCGCUGCUGCCGAUAUCCCCUCACAGUGGACUUUGAGGCUUUUGGCUGGGACUGGAUCAUCGCACCUAAGCGCUACAAGGCCAACUACUGCUCCGGCCAGUGCGAGUACAUGUUCAUGCAAAAGUAUCCGCACACCCACUUGGUGCAACAGGCCAAUCCAAGAGGCUCUGCUGGGCCCUGCUGCACCCCUACCAAGAUGUCCCCAAUCAACAUGCUCUACUUCAAUGACAAGCAGCAGAUUAUCUACGGCAAGAUCCCUGGCAUGGUGGUGGAUCGCUGUGGCUGCUCCUAAGGUGGGGGACAGUGGAUGCCUCCCUCACAAACCCUAUCCCAAGAACCCCAGCCCUGGUCCCCAUCCCCUCAAGCCCUAGAGCUCCCUCCACCUCUUCCCAUGAACAUCACACCUUGUUCCCUGACCAAGUAGUGUGCAAUACAACAGAGGGAGGCAGGUGGGGAUGGAGAGGUGAGGGGUUGGGGGAAAGGAAGGGCAGUCAGGGUGGAAUGUAUCUGAGAUUUGCAGGUGAGAAGGUUUGGCAAGAAGACAGAGAUGUAGAGACAGGAAGAAGAUGGAAGGAUAGAGACAGACGAACAAACAGAGCAACACUGAGAAGGCAAAGGAAUAGAGAGACAGAAGAGAUAAGUGACUAGGCAAACACUGAGAAAGAGACUGAAAUGGAGUAAAGUGAAAGCCCCACCCCAAGCUUCCUUUUUCCAUCAGCAAGGUAAGAGGCUUGGUAGAGUUUGGGGAGUUCCCCUGACAACUCAGUAGGAGUAAAUCAAAAAUUCAUUCUUAGCUUCUUCCCUCUCUCCCUCCAACAGUAGCCAGAGGAAGUGGAAUGAGGCUGGGGCAAAGUAAGGAUUUGGGGAUUUUUUUUAAUUUAUUUAUUUAUUGUGAUUUUUUUCAUUUUUUGGUAUUUGGCUUUACUGGAAUACGAGGGAUCCUGCCCACUAUGCCUCCAUUUGUCCCUUAUUCCCCAAACCCUGCUCUUCCCUAAUACCCACCUACUUAAGCACUUGUAUUAAAGCCUCCAGGGUUGGGAAUGGGAGUAAAGGGCAAGAGGGCUGACACAUGAAGUUUCUAACCCAUAAUCACCCUAACCAACCUCCUUGAGCCAAACAGGUUGAACUGAGUGGUCAUGGAAACAGUAAGAAGUUAGGACUUAAGAGCUGGGGGAGGGGAGCCCUCAACAUCCAGAAUCUGUGAGAGCCACUAACCUACCCCUCAGGCCCACCUUCAUAUUACUCAGCCAGAGGGUACAGCCUGCUUAUGCCCAAAUUCCCCUCAGCCAAGAGACCAAAGAGCCUGUGGAAUGCCUCUGCUCUCAGCCUCUAUCUUCAGGUCAAUAAAAAGUAGAAAUCCCAGAGUUCCCCAGGUCUGGGAAGGGUUAAGGGUCAAGAAAAUAGUGAAGAGGCUGAAGGUUCAGAGCAUUUGAACCCAAAUCACUGCUCUGGGCUAGGGAAUACAGCCAGCAGACCAAGGUGGAAGGGAUUCUGAAGGGGGGACAUUUUAGUCCCCCUACCCCAAAGCUCAGGGUGGAAGAAAGGAGAACAAGGGAGCAGAGUAUCUAUAAUCUUUAUCUUUUAUUUUUGGAAUAUAGCAGUACCUGGCAACAGGAAGGGGACAGUACAAUAGGGAAAGGCAUAUGACAAGGCCAGUUAUAACAGAGGAUGGGAAGGGUGGAGACUCUAGUUUGGAAGGCUAGGAAGCAGGAAGAGACUAGUUGCCACUUCAAGUUACUAGCUGGGCCCAUUCAUGCCUCCCACAAUCCUGACCCACCCUCCUCUGGACUCAUUGUGCCUCAAUUUCUUCCCCUUGAUGGAAUGAGAAACAGCAGCACCCGCCACAGCCAAGAGAUGAAUUCUGAGCACUUACCACGGGCACUUUAUGGACGUAAAAUACCUCUCGCUGUGGGACUAGAUAACCAGGGCACCAGAAUAAUGGCGAAGAGAUGCGAGGCUUAAUGGACAGGCUUCAGAAUACAAGUUCCCCUCUGCCUCCCAGCUGGACAGUGCCUGAAGCCAAGGAGUUGAGAAUCCCCACACCCCAUCCAUACCUCACCAGUGACCUCUUGGCUCUAGACCAGAGUCUGGGGGGUGGGGAAGGCUACAGCAAAAUGGUCACUGGCAGAGACAGUAGUUAUGGUCUGGUAGAAACAGGACUGAAGUAAAGCCUGACAAGGAAGGCUUGUUCUUCCUGAGAGCAUGUCUCUCUCACUUGGACCAAACUAUAGAAGUGACAAAGGUACGUGACUAUCCUUAGCAUCUUAUUCCUAUUCUCAUAGUGAGAAAAUGAGAUAAGGUGUUUCCAUAGGCAGGGGCUGUUAAGCCUUUCAACUCACGUCCCAUGUAGCAGCUGUUAGCUCAAGCCUCUUCUCUGGUCCUGUUCAUCCUUCUUUCUACCCCUGUCUUAAAGAAUAAGACACAUUUAACCAUCAACAUCCAUCAUAUUUCCUUGAUGGAAGAGAGGAACAGAAAAGCAGAGUGAAGAUGCUAUCUUCCAAGGUCAAAUGCCUCUUGAUCUUGGAAAAGGUAGGGGUUGGGCAAUUAGGCAUCAGGUUACUUCUCUCUAGAGAGCUGGGGCAUUAAACUUGGAGGACACUUCAAAUACUGCCCCUUUAUUACCACCAAGUAAAUACCUUUCCAAGGGGGAGGAGUUCUUAUGAAUACAAAUCUGAGUUAAGUCUCAGUCCCCUGACCUUCUCUAUCCUGUAAGAGGUGUGAGAAUAAAGGGGUUUGAGGACAUGACCUAGCAAUUCAGCGGGAGCCAGCCCCUCUUCCCACACCUUACUUGUGGGCCUGGCCAGUGCUCCUCUGAACAUAUCAUUAUUAGUGUAUUUCAUUACUUUGUGUAUUUGUUACAUCAUGUGUGUGAUUGCCUUUGUAAAGGGUGUUUGAGGAGUACGGGGUUGACAGGGGCACUGGAAUGCCAGGAAAGGACUGCUUUGCUGAAAUCAAAGCUUCCUGGAAGGAACCACUGCAAAAAAGGCCAUCAGACAGUUUUCAAGUUAUGUGACAGAGGGCAAAGAUGGCCAUAGGGUGCUCUAGUUUUGGGAUAGUCACAUGACACAAUCCAGCACUUGAACCUGAAAAAAGAAAAAUAAAAGCAGUCAAAGAGUUUAGAAUUCA
This is a messenger RNA of Nannospalax galili (Upper Galilee mountains blind mole rat), 3935 nucleotides long. RefSeq names its product growth differentiation factor 11 (gene Gdf11). The annotation marks the transcript as partial. Lineage: Eukaryota; Metazoa; Chordata; Mammalia; Rodentia; Spalacidae. The record is from RefSeq and is a predicted model, not a curated record. Gene Ontology annotation, cellular component: extracellular region. Gene Ontology annotation, molecular function: cytokine activity; growth factor activity. The transcript is spliced from 3 exons. Gene Ontology annotation, biological process: SMAD protein signal transduction.